Messenger RNA from Anopheles coluzzii, 684 nucleotides. RefSeq names its product NHP2-like protein 1 homolog (gene hoip). The transcript has 2 exons. Gene Ontology annotation, cellular component: nucleolus; precatalytic spliceosome; small-subunit processome. Gene Ontology annotation, molecular function: RNA binding. Gene Ontology annotation, biological process: mRNA splicing, via spliceosome; maturation of SSU-rRNA; ribosome biogenesis. NCBI's taxonomy places the organism in Eukaryota, Metazoa, Arthropoda, Insecta, Diptera, Culicidae. Bases 145 to 528 code for a protein of 127 amino acids. The record is from RefSeq and is a predicted model, not a curated record.
CGGUUUCCCUUCGCUUGUUAUUCAUCUAGCGUUUGCGGCCAAUGAAGCUAGCAGCCGAGGCUUAGAAAAACAAAUAUUGUAAAUAAAUUCAUUUUCCUCAACAAAUACACCUAAAUUGUGACCAAAAACCUUUAAAGCAUUAAAAUGACUGAAGAGGUUAACCCGAAGGCAUACCCUCUGGCCGAACAGGCCCUCACCAGCAAGAUCAUGACGCUGAUCCAGCAGGCGGUCAACUACAAGCAGCUGCGUCGCGGCGCUAACGAAGCCACCAAGACGCUGAACCGUGGGCUGUCGGAGUUCAUCGUGAUGGCGGCGGAUGCGGAGCCGAUCGAAAUCAUUCUGCAUCUUCCGCUGCUGUGCGAGGACAAGAACGUGCCGUACGUGUUUGUGCGCUCCAAGCAGGCGCUGGGCCGUGCGUGCGGAGUGUCGCGCCCGAUCGUCGCCUGCUCCGUCACGAUCGACGAAGGUUCGCAGCUGAAAUCUCAGAUUGUAUCAAUCCAGCAGGAGAUCGAGCGUUUGCUCGUUUAAGGUUAGGGUCCUUUCGACAAAGUACAAAGGAGAGUGUAUUACCGAACGCAUUUUAUUCGAUUGUGAGGGAAAAUGUAUUCCAAAGUGGAAGGAGAGAGAGCGGAUAAUCUAUGAAACUAAGGAUUUACGGAGAUGAUCCGUAAAACACACACAAAA